UCUGGCAUCUGAAGCAUGACGUCACCGGCUACCUCGGGACAUCCUUGCUGGCAGCGAAGCAUACGCUCUCGCUAUUCGCUUCUCGGCUGUCCCUCGUACCGCACGUCAAGGCAACAGCUAAUCUUAACCUAUUUCCGUUCUCGUCUGGUUCAGAAGGUAAAUUUGACAAGUCAUGGGUUUCUCAACCGCUGCUCUUUUGGUCGCCAUCUUGGCCCUCCUUGGCCCGUUUCCGAAGGAAUUCCUCAGCUUCGUCCAGGUCCGAAAAUCCCGAGAUGUCCCCAAAUAUGCCCAGCCAAUUAUGCCCCCGUGUGCGGUUCCAACGGCCAGACCUACAGCAAUAAUUGUGGAUUGCGUGUGGCAGCUUGUGAAGACCCAACAAUCACGAAGGCUUCCGAUGGGGAAUGUCCUUCGACUAACCCGAACUGUCCUCAAUUCUGCCCAGCCAAUUAUGCCCCCGUUUGCGGUUCCAACGGACAGACCUACGGCAAUGAUUGUGAAUUGGGCGUGGCAGCUUGUGGGGAUCCCACAAUCACGAAGGCUUCCGAUGGGGAAUGUGGAGGCGUCGUAAAACCUGAGUGUCCUCAGAUAUGUCCGUUCAUUUACGAUCCUGUCUGUGGAAGCAAUGGUCAGACUUACGGCAACGAUUGUCAAUUAGGUAUUGCUGCUUGCGAAGAUCCCACAAUCUCGAAGGUGUCGGAUGGCCAAUGCUACUUCAACAAGAAUCCCCUUCACCAAAAAUCAGACAAGACCAUCAAGAAAAUCAAGAAAAUUAUGUCACCUACAACCCUGUUUCUUUACCUGUCUUCGCUGCUUUGGGCGUCAAAUGCACAGACGGAGGUACAGAGACAUUUCAACUUCCCACCAGGAGGAGGUGUAUGUAAUCGAAACUGCCCAAGGAACAUCGACCCUGUUUGUGGAACCAAUGGACAGACCUACCAAAAUUUCUGCCUUUUACUCGUCGCGAGGAGAUGCGACAACAUCAGGGUGAGGAAACGACACGACGGGGAAUGCGGCGCAACGAAUCCCAACUGCAGACCGAGCACGUUCUGUCCUUUCAACUACGCUCCAAUUUGCGGAAGUGACGGAAACACGUACGCCAACGAAUGCGCCUUCAGGAACGCGGCCUGCAACAACCCCAGACUCACCAAAGUAUCCGACGGGGAGUGUGGAGGAGGACGCAACCCUCUGUGCAAGCAGACCCUCUUCUGUCCCUCUAUCUACCAGCCCGUGUGUGGCAACAAUGGCCAGACCUACGACAAUGAGUGCGUCUUUUCCAAUGCCGCCUGUACCAUCCCCACCCUCAGGAAAGCUUCUGACGGGGCGUGUGGGUCAAGGCCCAACUGUAAUGACAUCUGUCCAGCUGUUUUUGCUCCAGUCUGCGGAAGCGACGGUCGAACCUACGAGAAUGAGUGCAGGCUGAACGCUGCAGCCUGCAGAAACCCUUCUCUUAGGAAGGUCGCCAAUGGGAACUGUGGAUCGAGGCCAAACUGCCCCGAGGUGUGUCCAGCCAACUACGAUCCCAUCUGCGGUACUGACGGCAUAACGUACGGGAAUCAGUGCAACCUGGGCGUUGCAACUUGCAAAAACCCUUCAAUUCAGAAAGCUCACAAUGGAGAGUGUGGUUCCGUAAGACCUCCAAUAGUGGUCUGUCCCCAGGGCUGCCCAUUCAAUUUCUCACCGUCUGCGGGAGUGAUGGUAUACGUAUCCCAAUCAGUGCACUCUGGAGAGUGCAUCUUGCAAAAACUCUUCAAUUCGGAAAUUGUAUGAUGGAGAGUGCCGAAGGCAGGGGUAGGGACACGUCCUUCGUUGAAAAUAACGUCUGAUUCUGACUUCUCGUGAUUUUCAAGUAAGGGUUUAAGUCAUGAUUUAUGAAGCACCAAGGAAUAGUACACUUGUAUACGAACCGGGAGUACAAUUUGAAUUCAUUUUCAUC
Messenger RNA from Macrobrachium nipponense, 1933 nucleotides. RefSeq names its product serine protease inhibitor dipetalogastin-like. The coding region runs from base 16 to 1767 and encodes 583 amino acids. The record is from RefSeq and is a predicted model, not a curated record. Lineage: Eukaryota; Metazoa; Arthropoda; Malacostraca; Decapoda; Palaemonidae. The transcript is spliced from 13 exons. Gene Ontology annotation, molecular function: protein binding.